AAUCAAACCGGAGAUUUCUCCGAUUGGGAGUAUUUUGAAGUGUGAAAUUAAAAAUCAUCAGCCAUAUCACUUCUCUCGCCGUUCUUCGUACCCAUCGCAAGCUCGGUCUCGCCACUAAACUCAUGACCGCCGCGCAGGCUGCUAUGGAACAAGUUACUCAAUUGGCGCUGUUGUCGAUUGGUGCUGCUCGCCGGAGAGAAGCUCCAAUGAAAACGCAACCUCUCUGUAAACGCAAAAGCAUUCUUCACCGGAAAAGCAAAGCCACGUCCUCAUGAAAUUCGAGGAGAGAGAAGAGGAAAGUCUCUUCAUGAUUUUGAUAGAUAAUUCUUACAUAGCCAAGAGAACUGAGAAAUUUGAAGACGGUGAACCGCAUUGGAAGAGUUAUAUGUGCUAUGCACUGGUAGAGACCUUUGAAUUGAAAAGAACUGAUGGGAGUUUGGUAUUCAAAUAUGAAUUUACACACGUUGAUAAGUUGAAGAGCAAGUGGGACUGAGUUUAUUUCAGCUUCUUUGUGUGUUAUGUGUGCAACUUAUGGUGUGUUCAUUCCAAUGAAAGCUUUAUGCAAGUUCAUGUGUUAUAACUUAAAGCUCUCAUACAUAUUUGUAAAGUUUAUAUAAUAAAUUUCCAUGAUAGUG
Molecule: messenger RNA, 635 nt
Organism: Arabidopsis arenosa
Lineage: Eukaryota; Viridiplantae; Streptophyta; Magnoliopsida; Brassicales; Brassicaceae
Source: the annotation of a GenBank genome assembly